AUGGCGGAACUGGUCUGUGGGAAUGCUUUUCGGGACUACACUUUUCGUCCUUAUUUAGCAACAAAUGAAGACAAAGUAGAUCUUAAUUUGCAGCCCACAGUCUCCUGCAUUGUAUUCAGGGUGAGUUUACUAAUAGGCAGUCUGAUGACAGAGUAUAUAAAAUUUCCCAGGGAUCCGGACAAUUCCACUCAAAAUCGCCAGUUAUUCAAUAAUCUGGGACAGGGAAACGGAGCUAUUGGUUUACCAGGUGUGGAUGGCGCUAUUUAUUGCACCCGCAUUAGAUUAACAGCAUCCAGGUUCAACAACAUGGAAGAAAUGUACAGAAAUAGAAAAGGAUAUUUUUCAUUGAAUGUUCAGGUACAAUGAAAUCCAGAUCAGGACCCGAUAGAUAGUAGAAAGAACGUUCGGUGUUUGGAAGCACCGUUUCCCAUGUCUUACAAGGGGUUUAAUAACGAAGUUCUUAUGUUCCAUAACAACGGUAGUUGCAUGUGCUGUGUUGCAUAAUUUAGCCCUAAUUUUCAAUGACAUUCGUGUAGAAGAAGAUGAAAUUGAAAACCAAAAUGCAGAUGGAGACGAAUUAUUAGGAAACGUGGAAAAUGUUAAUGGCAUUGAUGGAUUUGCUACACGUGAAGCACUCAU
This is a messenger RNA of Osmia lignaria (orchard mason bee), 639 nucleotides long. The record is from RefSeq and is a predicted model, not a curated record. Lineage: Eukaryota; Metazoa; Arthropoda; Insecta; Hymenoptera; Megachilidae.